AUGAGUACUAGCGCAGCUGCCACUAACGAUGAUAACAAAAAGGUUACUUUGAAAAGUUGUGACGAUGUGGAAUUCAAAGUAGAAAUACCAGUCGCAAGUCGUUCAAUCUUGCUUAAGAACAUGAUAGAAGACGUUGGGGAAACUGAUCAAUCAAUUCCCCUUCCAAACGUCAACGAAAAAGUGCUAAAAAAGGUCCUGGAGUGGUGUCAACAUCACGUAAAUGACCCUCAACCUACGAAUGACGAUGAUGACUCUCGUAGGAGAAAUACCGAAAUUGAUGAUUGGGACCAAAGAUUUUUAAGCCGCAAAUUAUCUGGAUAUUAA
Molecule: messenger RNA, 324 nt
Organism: Funneliformis caledonium
Lineage: Eukaryota; Fungi; Glomeromycota; Glomeromycetes; Glomerales; Glomeraceae
Source: the annotation of a GenBank genome assembly